CAAAAUUAAUACAAUAUAGAAAGAAUUAUACCAUUCUGUAACCAAGAAUAAUUUCCUAUUACGCAAAUAAAGAUCUAAACGAGCAGUUCUCUACUUCUACCUGGUACAUUUUGAGGCUCGAAGUAUAAAUGACUCGACCUUUGCUCGCGGUAGUUUCGAAGAAUUCUUUCUGGACCCUGAGUGUGGCCCAUGGAUCUAAGAAAUCACUUCAUCGACAAAGAAGCAGAGACUCUGUAGUUUAUGAUAUCCAUUCAAGGGAAUCCUUGAAGUCAAAGCAAGUUUACGUUUUUGGUUUCUCAGCAACUGGAGCUCUCGGUAAUGAGAAAUAUCUUGGUCUUCAUGGUAAACCUGGUGUUGGAGGUGUAUCACGGCCUACGCCUUUGGAAUGUUCGUCGUCUUUAGGUGUUCCGUUAAAAGCUGCUUGUGGAUAUGGCUUCACAACAUAUAUAUGUGGAGGCAGUCAUGGGGAUUUUGGCGUCUACGGCUGUGGGAUCAACAGUGAUGGCCAAUUAGGAUCACAGUCGGUUGGAUUAAAAACCAAACUUCCUACAGGCAACUCAGUAAAUGUUGUUCCUGAACUUGUGAGAAUUGCUAUCUGUCUUGAUAAUACGCAAAAACAAAUAUAUCGUCCUUCUCAUGUGGCAUGUGGUCGAGCACAUACUAUUAUAUCCUAUGAAAAUUUGAAAGAGUCGAAUAGUGAUACACCUCCUCUUGUUUUCAGCCUGGGUAACAAUGUUUUUGGGCAGUGUGGAAGAGAAAUAAUUCCUGGCGAAAAGUACGAUCGUGAUGUGGAAGUUAUAACAAAAAUAGUCUUGCCACCAGAAAUAAAAUCUAUCAAACAAUUAGUUUGCGGUCAAGACCAUACCUUGUUACUCAGCUCAGACGGUGUUGUUUAUUCCUGUGGACUUGGAUCAGAUGGUCAGACUGGUUUAGGUCAUUAUAAUGUGGUUGAUCGAUUUUCUGCUGUAAAAGGUUCAUUGGUAAAUGAACGUGUUUGUUUGCUAUCGUCUCGCGGUGAUACUGUUCUUGCUCUUACUGAAUCCAAUAAAUUAUUUGCUUGGGGUAAUAAUGAAUACGGUCAAAUAUGGCCAUUAGAUCAAGAUGUACAAGUUUCAGAACCUGUUCACUUAAAUUUAGAUCAUUGUAUUGUACCAGUAGAAUCUAAUUUAUCUUCGGAUAAUGUUCAUGUAGGUGAAGUACAAUCAAUUGCUUGUGCCGGUUCUAUGUGUUGUAUUGUUAAUAAAAUUGGACAGGUAUUCGUUUGGGGCUUUGGAUGUAUUGGAUUAGGUCCAAAGGUUACUUGUUCACCUCGUCCAACAUUGAUUCCACCUGGUUUAUUUAUACCAGCUAUCGUAAAUAGUGAAUCUUGUAUUAAUUAUGUUGCUGCUGGUCUACAUCAUUUUAUUGCCCAAAGUAAUGAUGGUUUAUUAUGGGCCUGGGGUGCUCCACGUGGUGGUUUAUAUUGUCUAGGCUUAGGUAAACAAAUUACAAGUAAUUCUGUUAAUCAAACCUACCCAGUUCCAUUACUUCUUUCAAUUAAAUCUAAAGAUGUAGUAUGUGGUGUUGAUCAUACUGUUGUGAUUGGCAAAUCAUUUGGUUAAUAUUUGCUCAUUGUUCAUAUAUUAUUUAUUGUAAAUAUGUAUACAUUUCCUCACGGAACUAGCACUUUAACAAAAAAAUGUUUAUAUAUAUACGAUCGUACAGCUGGAUAUAUAUAUAUAUAUAUAUAUAUAUAUAUAUAUAUAUAUAUAUAUAUAUAUAUAUAUAUAUAUAUAUAUAUAUAUACUGUAAUUCUACCCUUCUGUAUUACAUAACUAUUAUUCAAGAAUUGUAUGUUUGAUAGUUCAGUCUGUAUUGUAUUAUUCGCAUUACAAUUUUGUAUAAUAAAAAUACAUUGGCAAAAUAUGUUUUACUUAUGUUCUGUUUUGUAGUUAGCUUGAUUUGUUUUAUUAGCUUCAUUUACUUCAUUUAUUGAUGCUCUUAUUCUUUACAUUGAAUUUAAAUCCAGUAGAUUCAUGUAACAAUACUCUUAAUAAUUAGUUAUUUUUCACAUUGUUUAUUUAAUACACAAAAUGUAUCUAUUAAAUAAAUCUGUCAACUAGGAAUUGGGAUUAUAAUAAUGUCUCUUGAUUACUACACCAACAAAUUCAUGAAGUAGAUGGACUACUAGGAUUUGAGUUUCUGACCUUGUUGUUGAAAAUCAAGUACUCAUUAAGCUAUUGGUUCACAUUUCUGAGAGAAUGACUGCUAUCUUUACAAGAAGGAGAAGAGUAGGAAAUUGAGCAAUAUGACAUUCAGUAUGAUUGGGUUUAUUUUUAUAGAAUAUUUAGUUUCCGGAAGUCAAACUAAAAAGUAAGAUACGUUUACCUAGUUAAAGUAUAUUGUUUGUCAUGUUUAUCCAUUGCGACUGUUAGUUAACAAAUCAAUAUUUGGAUAUUUUCAUCUAUACCACCCAUAACUAACUUCUAACGAAAAUUGGCCGCCUAUUUAUCCAGUCAUUUCUUAUAAUUCGGAUUUAUCUUCAACUAUUUUGAUGCUAAAUAUACCUCGACUAUCAAAAUUUAUUCAUAUGUACUUUUAAAUUUAUAACAGAAACGAUUAAUAAUAAACAUAUUUUUGUUAUUUAAUAUUUGAAUUCAUGAGUCGAUUAAAGCUAGACCACCAUGGAAAACCUGCAAGCACUGGACAGUCGUUUCGUCCUAGUAAGGGACUCCUCAGCAGUGUGCAUCCACGAUCCUGCUCGCGGGACUCGAACCCAGGACUCUGUAUCUCGCGCGCGGGCACCCAACCUCUAGACUACUGGGCUGGCAUCCAACGGUGUUAAUGUCUAACUUCAGUCAAUACGCGAAAUCGCGCCACCGUCCACCAUCUCAGGUAUUGAUGUUUGAGUAAGCAUGUGUAAGCGCAUGGGACUUCCCACGCCGUGUGGUCUAUUCUUCUCCCGAAGCGCCCCUAUCUUUUCAUCGAGUUUCUUAAACAGUAGGAGUUACUGCAUACUGACCUCUUUCUCUCUAGGAACAUGACUUCUAAAUAACCUAUAAGGUCAUACAACACUUAUUUGUUUCCAAGAAACCUUUGGUAGUUGCGGGUUGUAUAGAGGAUACUGUAGCUUCUUAUCACUUAAAUUUGGCCUCACAUUUUAUCUCCACUCAAGUAGUAUCAAAAUUCUAGCAAGUUGAAACUAAGAGACCAAUUGCAUAUAUAUUUUGUUCAGGGAGGAAAGCAUUGCUCUAGGAUAAUCCUUUGACAAAUUCGUACUGAUGGUCUAAAACUAAAGGUUUCCAAAAAAUUUAGAAACUGGGAAUUUUAACAGACUCGCGUCAGUUGCUUAUUAGCAAAUGUGUUCAUUAAAAUAAGUCACCUAAUAACAUGUAUAGGAUUAAUGAAUAUUUGAUUUCCUGGUAUUUGUUAGAAAGAGACAAAAAUAGCUACAAUUUAAGUGUUAGCUAUUGCCAUUAUUACCUUUGAAAACAAUCUCAUUUCUUUGUUUGUGUUGUGACUUGAACUUGGGUCGAUUUUUACCCCGUGCCAAUUGUUGUGUCCUUGACUGAAAAGAUUAGAGAGCAGUGUAUUAUAGAUCGAAUCAGUGACACGUAAAACACGCACAAACGGCCUAAAGUCCUGCUUCCCUGUCUAGCCCAGCCAGUUGAGUCCAGAACACAAGUCACAGCCUCUGAGAUAUGAGUCAUUAUAUUUCAGACAUACUCUGUUUAUAUACCAAUCAGACAAACCACAUCGUACCAUAAAAUAGAAAACAACAUUUGUACAAUAUUUAACAAGUGAAACAAAUAUUGACCAAUAGGGAAUGUCCAUUUAAAGUUCAGGGACACCAUUAGACUUAACAUGAUAAUUAUUGGUACAUUCCUCUGCAUCCCUAACAGUUUAAAGAUAUUUCGUUCACACUCAGCGUUUGUAAGAGAAGCUAAAGCGAUAUGAUUUUGAAGUGCCCCUAAAAUAGAAAAUUAGUCUGACCGCCCAAUUAGUUGUUUUCAUCUACCUUCACAGUCACCUCUGUUUAAAAUGUUAAAGUAAAUACUAUUGGUUCUCACAGUUGAUCAACGACUCUGUUAUUGCUUAAUCACAUAGUGAACAAGUUAUUUACACAAAUGGGUCUUUAUUUUUAUAUUGACGUUGAUUGAAUGGGUUUGUUAAAUAGAAGUUCACAGUCCUCCUCAACUCAAAUUUCAUUACAACUGCUGAAAGUACUAUAAAAUUGCCAGUUAUUUUUUGGUUGUAUAAACUAGAGCUUAAAUUAACGAUUAUCAACAUCCAAGCCAUUGAGUUUGUUUUAUAUUUCCAGUGGCAUCGUAUAUUUUUACUAUCUUUGUGAUUCAUACCCAGCUAUUCUCAGCACUUAUUUUAACUAUCCGAGAUCUGAAGGGUUUUAGGCUUGUGAACGAUUCGAGAGAAUUUUAUUUCUGUUUGUUCCCUUCUACUUUGCUUGGUUUGGCUAUGCGGUUAGUAUUAAUAGAUCACAAAUAAACUGAUAUGAAACAGUUUGCAUAAAAAUCCUACUUGGUAAGUAAGUAUACGUAGUUAUUGCUAAAAAAAUAAGUCAUAGAAUAUACUAGAUGAGUAUGGAUUUUAUUCAUGUUUCCUAGUAUCAUAUUACUGUGUUUGGUGAUGUCGCUUACUAACACUUCAUGGUUAUAUUUGGAAUUGUAAUUUUGGUUUAAUCUUUUUAAUAUUUCUAGAUAAAGAGGUGAUUAACAACUUUGUAUGAUAAAAGUUGUUUUUAAGACAGUUAUAUCUAUGUUUAUAUAAUUUUCAACACUGCAAUUAUCGUCAAAAUUUUAUCAUUCAACUGCCACAUAUUAUUACGUCCUGUAUUUCUUCGAUUAUGUCAAUGCAAUUCACUAUCCAAUUUUCCAUUGGAGAAAUAUAAUGCUUAUGAUAUAUUAGGUGUAAAACAAUCUGCAACUUUUAGCGAAAUUAAAUCUGCUUAUUAUGAUUUGUCGAAAUGCUUACAUCCAGACCGAUUACUUCAUACUAAUCCGGAGAAAUUGAGGAGGGAAGAAUUUCAAUUAGUCACGGCUGCCUAUGAAUUACUUCGUGAUCAGGAAACUCGAUCACAGUAUGAUCGAUAUUUAGCAAGUAAUUGCUUGGUCCAAACAGAUAAAAUCGAUAAAUCGGCAAAUUUUGAUGCUAAAUUUCAACAUGCACGUAAUUUAUAUAUGCGACACCGGAAAUCCAGAACAUAUAAAUCAUAUCGACGUGGACCGGAUGAAGUUGUGGAAGAAUUUAGGAGCAAAAUUAAAACAAACGUCUACCCUAAAAAUAUAUCAGAUUAUUAUACAUGUGAACCUCAACCACGUAUAUGCACUCCAUUUUUGUUAACUAUUACGCUAAGUACGUUUUUAUUGUAUUGUAUAUUGAAACUAAAUUGAACAAUAGCGAUAUUUACUCUGAAAGUUGAAAAUAGUUAGGUUCAAUUACUUGUUCUGUAAAAGUAUUUAUUGUACCAUACAUGGAUGAACCAAUCAGUACCGAGAUAAAGACUUGAAUUUUUGCGCUUGAGUCAAAACUGAAUGUCUAAUAUCUAAUGUCACGUAAAUAUUGAAGUAGAGAUACAAUUAUUUAGUGUUCAGAACGUCUAAA
This is a messenger RNA of Schistosoma haematobium, 5598 nucleotides long. RefSeq names its product Soluble guanylate cyclase gcy-31. The record is from RefSeq and is a predicted model, not a curated record. The coding region runs from base 129 to 1601 and encodes 490 amino acids. The transcript is spliced from 7 exons. Lineage: Eukaryota; Metazoa; Platyhelminthes; Trematoda; Strigeidida; Schistosomatidae.